This is a messenger RNA of Aspergillus tanneri, 270 nucleotides long. RefSeq lists its product as uncharacterized. The transcript is spliced from 2 exons. NCBI's taxonomy places the organism in Eukaryota, Fungi, Ascomycota, Eurotiomycetes, Eurotiales, Aspergillaceae. The record is from RefSeq and is a predicted model, not a curated record. The coding region runs from base 1 to 270 and encodes 89 amino acids.
AUGCGACGACUCCCUAUGGAGCAACAUGGCCGUAUACACACCGAAGACAUUGUCGAGGGAAACAACAAUGCGUCAAAAGAGGGUCUCUCGAAGCUGCGAAAAUGGGCCAUUACAUUGACCUUAUCAUCCAUGACUAUGUGGAUCACGUUUGCAUCCAGCGUCUUCUCGACGGGAACCCGAGCGAGCUCCAGGAAAUUUGACGUCCCCACCGAAGCCAUGAACCUGGGUACCGGCCUGGUCGUCUUUGGCUUUGCUCUGGAGCACCCUUGA